ACUCGCGCGUCGUUAAGCUCCUGUAAAGGCUGUAUGUAGGGCUGCAAGCCGACGGCGACGUGGACAAAUCUUUUGGGUUUUCUCUUCUAUUUUAUGUCUAAUUUGCUUUCCAGGCUCAUCAGAAAAGGCUUUAUAUACAGGACAGGGUUUGGUUCAUUCAGCUGUGUUCAAAACAAAAACCAGUUAUACUGUAUGUGAGGUGUAGAGCCGUUCACAUGUGCACAACAAUUGCUGUGUGUGACAUCAAUAGAAGAAAGAGUUUUCUGCUAUUUUAGAUUAUUAUUAUAGAUGAAAUACAGCACAAUGGCUCUUUCAGGUCCACUCCUCCUGCUUGCUGUGUUGUUGGGUAUAUGUCAAGCCAAAGUCAACUUCCCGAAGGACAACAGGGUGGAUGUGGAGUUUCCUCCGAAGAUCACCUACAGGAAAGAUGGUGUCAUUUCAACUGGGCAUCUUAGACCGUUUGGAUACCAAAAGAAACCUACGAGUCGUGUCAGGGAAUACAGGGAGCCGCUUCCUCCUAAGAACUUCUGGGAGGACCAUGUCCGUCACCGGGAGCCUUGCGUCUAUAGGGGCGCUGUCACCGAUUCGCCAGCAAUGACAAACUGGACUGAUGACUACUUGAAUAAAGAGUACGGUGACCUUGAUGUCUUGGUAGAGUUAAAAAAGGAGCAGCGAGGAUCCAGAAACAAAAGAAUGAAGAUCUCCAAGUUCCUGAGCCAUUAUGGUGUUGAAGACUGGUAUGUGGUGACAGUUCUACCGGACGAGAUGAGACAUGAAAUACAGGUACCCAAGAGCCUGCUAUGUGGUACCUUCAAGCGGUUCAUCCAGGAGACCAACCUAUGGAUCAGCAGCGGAGGAACAGCAUCGGUCAUCCACUAUGACGCUGAUCACAACCUUCACUGCCUACUGGCUGGGAAAAAGAACUUCAUCAUGAUACACCCAAAGUUUGCCAAGUACUUGGAAAUGGCAGAAAAGCCCAAUUUUGUCGGAUCUGGUUAUUCUAAACUUGACGUUGAUAUGAUCAAUAUGUUUCAGUAUCCCGACGUAGCUAAAGUCCAGUGGACCUGGGCAACACUCAAUCCUGGUGAUUGUCUAUAUAUUCCCGCAGGUUAUCUACACCAGGUUCGUUCUCAUGGCAGGAGUGUAUCAGCUACCAUUCUCUUCACAUCUCUGCCCACGUUUGAUGACUCAGACUGUAGCAGAGAUGUUAUAAAUACCUACACCGGUCUGGAUGAGGUCAGAGUUCUCUGGACAUAUAAAAAGGGAGACAGAGUGAUUGAGAUGGGUUACAUGAACCCUGAAGCUCUCCGAGACAGUUUUCUCACACUGCUCGGAGAAUCCCAUCAACUCAACUUUGAGAAGUUCAAGUAUUACUUCAUGGAUAUCACCAAAGAGGAUGAAGAUGAGACAAACUCCAGGGAUAUAGAGUAUCCGAUGGCUGAAGAGGCUUUUAAGAUGUUUGACCAUGAAAACAAAGGUUACGUUACGAGAGAAGAAAUCGUAGAGAUGGACGUGGAGUACUUCAAAGACUUUGCCAGGAUCCUAGAUCUUCCAAGCGGUCCCACUGCAGACGAUAUGCACGAUGAGUUAUAACCUCUAGCUCUUCUAGUACCCCUUCAGUCACGCCUCUGAAACUGGCUCCAGGGCUCCUGUCUUACAAAGAGUCUCGACUGAUCUGAUCAAACGCAAAUGUGGAACUGGGGGCGAUUUCAUAAAGCUGUUUGUAAGUGAAGAGCGACUUUAAGAACGACUGGUGAUCCUUUCUUAUGUGCUAAACCAUCGCUAAUGAAUAUACCAUUUACCACAAGAAAGGAUCACCAGUCGUUCUUAAAGUCGCCUCAACUUACAAACAGCUCUAUGAAACACCCACCAGAUGUGUUCAAACUGUUUUCUAGAUAUCUGAUGUAUACUCAUGCAUUCAUUGUUGUCUUGACAAUUUGGUGUGUUCCUCUUUGUUUACAAAGGACAUUGUGCAAACUGCAUGCAGAGCUGCCAAGUGGUACUGGUUUUCAGUAAUUAUUACUGAAAAAUGAGAAAAAAUACUGGUGGUUUCAUGCAAAUUACUGAUUUCUAAAGUGUCAGUUAAUGCGUCUUAUGGUAUUUCUGUGGAAAUACUGAUUUUCUCACCAAAAUACUGAUUUUCAGCCUUUCAAAAAAUAGUGAAAUGUUCUUGAUCAGGUUGGCAUCUCUGUUUCUGUAGUAAAAGAUUAUGACAGUGAUGGAUUUCUACAGAGUUGAGGUUGAUUGAAUCAGUUGCAACUCUUGGUAAGACAGGGCCCAGAUCGAUCAAGAUCGUUGACAGACUAUCGGUUGGUUGGGGUAAGUUUCAUUGGUGCGAGUGAAACCUUAUUUAUUGUAGACUGUCAGGAUUUGAUGUCUUGUAAUAGCUUUCUAUUGUAUCUUGGAUGGGGGUGGUUUGGGGGUACCAUGACAUUUGCUCCGGUAACAAUUGCUCUGCUCGAAAUUCCAUCUAUUAAUAGAAUGACCAACUUGAACCCUGGAUUUAACACUAUACCCUACCUUAAGACUAACCCUAAACCAAACAUAAACCCCUAAUGCAACUCUAACCCUAUAUCAUAGAUGAAAUAAAGCUUGGAGCAAAAGUUGUGUGACCGGGUUUUGUGUCAGUGCCUUGAAAUUGUAUAAACAGAUUCUAAUUUUAUAUAGCACAACUAAAAAAAAGAACUUUUCUUGUAAUUUUAGUUAAAUCAGAGAGAGAGAAAAUACUGGUAACUUAUAACCAUUGAACUCUACAACAGAUAAUAGCCUAGAAUUGCGCUAGAAUAUGAAUUUGGGAGGCGCGAUAGCUCCGUCGGUAGAGCGGGGUAUUCGGAUUCUGGUGACCCGGGUUAGAUUCCCACUUGGUGCGCUAGUAGCUUUUGGUAAGACAUUUAUCCUCAUUACCAGGUCCCUCGGAGAGGACCUUAAGCCACCGGUCCUCUGGUUGCUUGCUUACAAUCAUUCAUGCUUUCUUUAACAAUUGGGUAAAAAAUCACCACCAUUUACCAUUUAAAUUUUUAUAUAUUCAACUCAUAAAUAUUUUUCUACUGUACUAUUGUAAUUGAAACUGACAUCUCAAGGCUAACCUACGUAGUAUACAUGUAUAUACUUAGUAUAUCUAUAUAUUGAAUAGAAAACUGUUUUAUUAUACCCCUGGUGUAGUGGUAUUCACAGUACUGUCUUCCAUUUUUAUCUUUGUCUUUCAUUUUAUCAAGCAAUACGAAAUAUAGUUUCAAAUUUUUUUUUAUUGCUUUCUGCAUGGUAUAUGAUAUUUAAAUCUUAAACAUUGAAUCAUGCUAUAAUAAUUAAUCAUAUUAUUGUGCCUUUGAUAUGGUUUACAGUAUUAAAACAUUUAAGUACAAAGCAUUAUAAAGCAUUUUUUUAAAUCUUGAUGAAUAUGAUGCUGUUAUAAUUGUGCCUUAUUAUACGUUAUGCUAGGCCUAUCUAUAAAUGUUUUUGAAAGGAAUGUGAGGAUAACAUAACAGUACCCUAUUCAGUAUCUAUACUAUUUGAAAUUACUGAAAAAGGCCCCCGGUACUACAAUACUGCAAGAAUCUUCAGGAUUGAAGGAGGCAGUCAGUGUAGGUUGAAGAAGAAUUAUAUUGAUCUAACUAUGUGUAUGAGAAGGAUUUCUGCAACCCCCAGCCCCCCCCCCCUCUUCUUUUUUUUGUCCGUAAAACUAAUUAAUUUUCAUGAAAAAAAUAAACUGAUACAAGAUAAAUUUCAUCUGGAGUAUAGCCUUUCACCUUGAAGAGAUUAGAAUACUUAAAGCCAUUCCAGAAGACUAAAAACAAAUCCAGAAGUUGAGAUGAUAAUUAUAUGAAAUGGAACAAAUAUACUUCGGUAUUUUACUUUCCUCUUCUUUUUUAAAGUAAAUCAUAUUCUUUUAUUUUAAUGAAAAUAUAUUUUGUGGGCCAGUUUGUGUAUGUUUA
Molecule: messenger RNA, 3932 nt
Organism: Lytechinus pictus (painted urchin)
Lineage: Eukaryota; Metazoa; Echinodermata; Echinoidea; Temnopleuroida; Toxopneustidae
Product: lysine-specific demethylase 8-like
Exons: 10
Coding region: 289-1593 (434 amino acids)
Molecular function (GO): calcium ion binding; 2-oxoglutarate-dependent dioxygenase activity
Source: RefSeq, a predicted model, not a curated record